Messenger RNA from Strigops habroptila (Kakapo), 1328 nucleotides. It is a transcript of the gene CENPW, whose product is annotated as centromere protein W. NCBI's taxonomy places the organism in Eukaryota, Metazoa, Chordata, Aves, Psittaciformes, Psittacidae. Gene Ontology annotation, molecular function: protein heterodimerization activity; DNA binding. Gene Ontology annotation, biological process: mitotic cell cycle; kinetochore assembly; chromosome segregation. Gene Ontology annotation, cellular component: nucleoplasm; kinetochore. The transcript is spliced from 3 exons. The record is from RefSeq and is a predicted model, not a curated record. The coding region runs from base 98 to 328 and encodes 76 amino acids.
CGCCGCGCGCCUGCGCCAGGGCGGCGGAUUUGAACGGCGGGGGACGGUUGGGCGGGAGCCGUUAGUGCCUGUUGUCGGCGGCGCCCGCGGGAUCAGGAUGAACUGCGCGGUGCCCCGCACCACUCUGCGGAGGAUCCUAAAGCGGCAGAAGCCGUUGCUUCGCCUGUCGGCCAACACCGACCUACUGGUGCAUUUGAACUUCUUACUGUUUCUCCGUCGGCUAGCAGAAGAAGCCAGGAUAAAUGCUUUUCAGAACAAAAGUAGAAUAAUUAAACCUGAGCACAUUAUAUUUGCAGCAAAGGCUAUUUUAAAGAAAAGCAGAGGCUAGAAAACAGACCACUGGAAUUUCAAAGCCUUCUUUAACAUUUUUUUUUCUUACUAACGUGAGAUCCUGUGACCCAGCUUUUGCAACUGUGGAAGUAUAUAUAUAUUUAUAUAGUUUUAUUGAUGUCUAUCUUCUGACUCUGAGUAUCUUGUUGUUUCUUAAAAAAAAAAAAUUUAACAAUCUUACAGUGUGUUUUUUAUACACGAUGCAUAAUCUUAAAAUGCGUGUCACUUGUCAUUUUAAACUUUUGAUGUACCUUACUUCUUCUGUGAUAAUGGAGAAAUGCUUAUACCAUAGUCAUUCUUCAGGUAUGUGGCGUUUAUUAUAAGAAGUGUGAAACUUUCAGAGAACAGUAAUAAAAAUGCAGGUUUCAUGUAAUCCAUCAUAGAUUAUGCAGUUCAAAGCAGAUUCACUAGCUAAACAAAAUCUUGGCUUUCAAAAAAAUCACUGUAGAAACUGGUGUAUUAAAUAUCUUACAUAUUUUUGUAAAUGCCUUCAUAUUUUUAAAAUUAAUUGGAAAACGCUAAAGCUGCUGUCUUCUGGGGAAAGAAUACAUAUAUUUCUAAGUCAUGCUCUGAACUGUUAAGCUGGCCUAUUGUAUGAUGUGGUAUAUGAGAUAACUUGGUGGUCUCUAAUUCAGUUGGUGUGGACAGAUGCACAUUAUGAAAAAGAAAAGAUCUGGCACAAUGAGGUGUUUGACGUUAGAUCCUGUACAAAUAGCGAAGAUAAGUUGGCAAGCGUGCCAAGCUACUUCCUCCUCACUCCGAGUGUCAUCCUAACUUGUCAGAAGACUGGAAAUGUACGUUAUAUAGAAUAAUAAUUUCUUGUUCUGUUUCUAAUGUUUGCAACAGUUGCUGAACACUUUGCUUAAUAAAUCUUUUGAUAAAGAUGUAGUUUUAUAUCACGGUUUGAGUUGAUAAUAAAGCCUUGUAGAAUAUGUGGUAGCUGGUCUUUCAUACGCACAGUGAGCUGUUCUUAAAAUAAAGAACUUCUGAAAACGUUA